AUGGCGUCUCGACAGCGGAUUGUGAAGGCCGAUGGCAAUCCCCCUACAGAGGUGGAGAAGGAAGUUGAUAG
Messenger RNA from Eimeria acervulina, 71 nucleotides. RefSeq lists its product as hypothetical. The annotation marks the transcript as partial. NCBI's taxonomy places the organism in Eukaryota, Apicomplexa, Conoidasida, Eucoccidiorida, Eimeriidae. The transcript has a single exon. The record is from RefSeq and is a predicted model, not a curated record.